This is a messenger RNA of Oppia nitens, 417 nucleotides long. Its product is annotated as low molecular weight phosphotyrosine protein phosphatase-like. Bases 1 to 417 code for a protein of 138 amino acids. The record is from RefSeq and is a predicted model, not a curated record. The transcript has 2 exons. Gene Ontology annotation, molecular function: non-membrane spanning protein tyrosine phosphatase activity; acid phosphatase activity. NCBI's taxonomy places the organism in Eukaryota, Metazoa, Arthropoda, Arachnida, Sarcoptiformes, Oppiidae. Gene Ontology annotation, biological process: protein dephosphorylation. Gene Ontology annotation, cellular component: cytoplasm.
AUGGCAGAGGCCGUCUUCGCACACGUACUCAAACAAAGAGAUCUAAUUAUCAAUGGCUUACUAACAGCGCGACCACCGGUUUAUUUGCGUUUUACCGGUUCGCUACCCGACUCGCGGGCCAUAACCGUAUUGCUGAGACACGUCAUCGAAACUGAACACAAAGCCAGACAAUUAUGUCGACAAGACUUUGAUAAAUACGACUAUAUCUUCUGUAUGGAUAACAAUAAUAUUGAGGACAUCAAUGAUAUUAAGCCCGAGAAUAGCAAAGCAAUUGUCGAGAUGUUGGGUAAAUACGAUACGCAAAAGCAAACCAUUAUUGAAAGUCUGAAUAAACAAAAAAGAGACAAAGGAUUUGAGACCAACUAUGAACUAUGUCUUCGCUGUUGUAAUGCUUUUUUGGAUCAGUUCCACAAAUGA